This is a messenger RNA of Malurus melanocephalus (red-backed fairy wren), 2706 nucleotides long. RefSeq names its product aquaporin 4 (gene AQP4). NCBI's taxonomy places the organism in Eukaryota, Metazoa, Chordata, Aves, Passeriformes, Maluridae. Gene Ontology annotation, cellular component: basolateral plasma membrane; plasma membrane. Gene Ontology annotation, biological process: transmembrane transport. Gene Ontology annotation, molecular function: water channel activity. The record is from RefSeq and is a predicted model, not a curated record. The transcript has 4 exons. Bases 35 to 940 code for a protein of 301 amino acids.
UAAGUGUGGACGUCUGUGUAAGUGUGAGAGAAUUAUGGUGGCCUUUAAAGGAGUCUGGACUCAGCCCUUCUGGAAGGCCGUUUCGGCAGAAUUCCUGGCCAUGCUCAUUUUUGUCCUCCUCAGCCUGGGCUCCACGAUCAACUGGGGUGGAGCAGAGAAGCCCCUGCCUGUAGACAUGGUCCUGAUCUCGCUGUGCUUUGGACUCAGCAUCGCCACCAUGGUGCAGUGCUUCGGGCACAUCAGCGGAGGCCACAUCAACCCCGCCGUGACCGUGGCCAUGGUGUGCACCAGGAAGAUCAGCCUUGCCAAAUCCGUCUUCUACAUCCUGGCCCAGUGCCUGGGAGCCAUCGUGGGUGCGGGCAUCCUUUACCUCGUCACRCCGCCCAGCGUGGUGGGAGGUCUGGGAGUCACUGCGGUACACAGAGAUCUUUCUGCUGGUCAUGGACUCCUGGUGGAGUUGAUAAUUACAUUCCAGCUGGUUUUUACRAUUUUUGCUAGCUGUGAUUCAAAACGAAGUGAUGUCACUGGUUCAGUAGCCUUAGCAAUUGGAUUUUCUGUUGCAAUUGGACAUUUAUUUGCUAUCAAUUACACCGGUGCCAGCAUGAACCCAGCUCGAUCAUUUGGACCUGCUGUCAUUAUGGGCAGAUGGGAAAACCAAUGGGUGUAUUGGGUGGGACCAAUAAUCGGCGCGGUGCUUGCYGGUGCUCUCUACGAGUACGUCUACUGCCCCGAUGUUGAGCUCAAGCGCCGCUUCAAAGAYGUCUUCGGCAAGGCCACCCAGCCUUCCAAGGGGAAAUACAUCGAGGUGGAUGACCACAGGAGCCACGUGGAGACCGAUGACCUGAUCCUGAAGCCUGGCAUAGUUCAUGUGAUUGAUAUCGACAGGGGUGARGACAAGAAGGGAAGAGAUCCAUCCAGCGAGGUGUUGUCUUCUGUAUGACUAGCAAGAAGCACUGAAAGCAGAGAGCAACCUGCUAGCACGUCCACAGAUAUCCUUCCACCCAUUAAAGAAACAGAUCUCCUCUAGACUGAGCAUCUUCCACUUUUUGAAAGGUAUGGAGGGGGCAGCUGCAUGGAGUGGUGUCGCCAAACCAUACGCCUGCUCAGCUGGAAGAUUAGGACUUUGCUACAAUUAGGAUUCCCCAUCUAUUAUUCCAAAUUUAGACUUGUUCCUAGUAUUUUCCUUUCCUUCUUUCUGGAGCAACCCCAAAGUCAAAAAAAGAGAUGGAAGCAUUCUCCUUUAAUAAGUCAGUCAAUAGUGAGAUAAAGAUAGAGAUGUGUUACAUUCAGAUUGACAGUUAAGACAUAUCAGGAAAUGCCUAUAGACAUGAAGACCUACUUAUCAGAUUGUUCUUCUGACACUUAAUUGGCUGUUGUCAGCUCUGAUUAUAACAUCUUACCCAUUAAGCUUUCUCUGCGAGGUUCAGGGACUGCACCAGCACUAUUUAAGAGUUUUAUCCACAGUCAAGUGAGGGAGUCACUAUUGCCUUGCAAACUACCUCUGAAAAAAUGAUACUUUAACAGCUUUUWAAAAAAAAUUCUAUCAACCCAUCAAAUUUUGUUCAUGUGAUUUGCCAUAUAAAUACAUUACUUUCAUCCCCAAGAGUAAAUAUGCUGAAAUGGAAUGUUGAAGUGUACAGUAAUAAGGCUGCAAASCAGUUGAUUGUACUUCAUCCUCCCUCUUGUCAUUGUCUAUCUGGUGAAACAUUCUCCUGGGGUUUGACUAUUGACCAUUUAGUGUUAGCAGACUCUCAAGGUCAUGCAAAGARUAUAAAGGCUUUCCUGUUACUUAAUAACUCAAAUAAGAGAUAUCAGAAGAAAAGGAGGCAUAUCUGUUUUCAGUGCACUUGUUAGAAUACACUUUUCUGUGCUAAUUUAUGURAACUAAAGGUUUAAAUUACUUACCUAUUUUCUUACAAGAUGGUUGGAGAUAGGGUUUUUUUAAUUUAUUAGUGAUGUAGAGGGGUUUUAACUUUUAACUGUAUUGAGACACUGAUUGGGAAAUAUUUUUUUUAUAACAGAUGAUAAAAAUAUGACUGCUUCUGGCUUUUUGUUGUAACUGAUGCCUAACUAUUUGAACAGGAUCCUUGCUUGUUCCAGUGUUCAUAUAGUCAUAUUACACCUCUGGCAAAGGUUUCUUUAUCUGUUGUUAGAAAAAGGUUWAAUUGCUUGCAGGGUAUUUUAGGGGGAAAAGGACAUGAAAUGUGUUUGGUAAACAGUCUUUCCCCUAUAGAAGUAUUUUGCCAGACAUAAUCACCCCAGCAGAACAUUUCUGUAAAGCCAUUACCGACUUACUGCUUUUGUUUCUGAUCAGUGGCUUUGAGUUUUACAAUAGGCAGCUGCAGAGCAGUCAGKAGCAUGGUAUUAUUACUGUAAUUACAUAGUUUUUAUUUUUAAAUUGAAAAKCUACCCCUGCUUAUUUAGCAAUAAGAGAGGGAAAAAAGUAUUAGUCCUGACUGUGGGUUGCAUUAGCCUGGUCUGUUCUUUGACGUACUCUACAUGGAAUCUUUAUUACAGGGAAUUAGAUGUUUUCUAAUGAGAUAAUAAACCACUACAACCCUCAAAUCUGUGCACUAUGAUCCAAGGGCAAUUCUAGUAUCCCAGCCUGCAGCACUGCACAAUCCCAGCAUGUCCUUUUCCAAGUUUCACAUUUCUCUUGUCUUAAGCCCUGUUAGUGUGGAGCAAGUUCCCCGCACCAAGCCUGAG